CAGUACAGCACAGGGAUUAUGUGUGUCUAGGGCGUGUUGUUGGCGAGUUUGCCUUCCGCAAUAGCCCCGCGGACGGCGUGCCACGCGUGUCUACAGUGCAUUGAACAGUACUCGAGCAUGCCGAAAUCUCCCCACAUUGCCCCACCGCGAAUGGCCCACUGGGAGUUGCGGCAACCGCCACGUGUGCAAAAUGUGGUAGCCGCCGGGACGCCAGGCCACACCCUCGAGUUUCCUCCGUGUGCCUCCUGACUCUUUGAAAGGCCGCCGCGUGGCGGCUGUUUGUAAUUUUUGCUGCCCGAACGAGCAGAUUUCGGACCGCAGAGGCAUGCGACCUGCACCAAGCGAGCCCCCGAAAUGUCGGGUGGAUAAGGGGCGGGGAGAAUGCAAGGCUUAGGCUUCAUUCGCCGUUCGAUUUUUUUUCUGGCGCUUGCAACCCGGAAUAGUUCGAUCGUCUGCCCGCAACACUACUGUUUUAGGGAGGAGCGGCCCACAGAUCACUGUAGCUCAGCAGCAGCUUUAGGCGAUCUGCCGUCCGCAAGCUCUACUGUACAUCUUAUGUAAUCGGCUUGCUAGGGACUGGGUCAAGUAAAGCAGCACCCGUAUUGGAGGACCAGCGACAGCAAGAAAAAAGGCUAGACAAAAAAAGACGACGGAAAAGCUGCAUUUGCUGCUGCGGUGCCGCGGUAAACAUUGUCGCAAGGCGAGAACCGCUUCCCCGUUUAGGUUCAGACACUAUGUACAGCCCCCGUCCGAUCGACGGUACUAGGUACGGUACAGCCGCAGAUCUGGCCUGUAUGGCGAACCGCGACCUCCCCGAGGUGCCGCCUGCCAGUCCGUGCCUGCUCGUCUGGUUCGGUGAGCACGUCAAAUCUGGUACGGUCGCAGGCUCCGGCAUUGCACCUUUCUUGGAACACGGGGCCCAUGCUGGUUCGGCUCAUACCGCCGCUUCGCGAUAUGAUGGUUCCUCUGGGCUGUACUACCUUCCCAAGAUUUGGACGUCAAUCCGGCCUGGCUUGCCUGGCGGCCCGCCGGCGCUUCGCAGCCGAACCUCAGCGCGAGGUGAAGGCGGCCCCUUACAGCAGGCGGGAUGGGAGGAGCAGCUCGAGUGCCACCUCCAUCAUCGGCGCCGCGAGGUGGUCGCCCGCCCCUUCCAGCAGUGCUGUCGCGGCGACGAAUCGCGAUCGUCGAUCCGAGCAUAAAAACGAGCCAUCAUCAACCAUUUUCUCACCAGCCAACGCCCUCUUCGCCCACUCGCAUCGAGGUCAGACCUGCAGCCUAAGCGUGGUUUCUCCGACCAUUCUACGCCGGUCCCAGCCGCUUACCACCGAAGCCAACCGCUUCAGCAUCAUCAUAGGCUGCUCCGCCGUUUUUUUCUGCUCCCUCGGAGAUCGUCGUCAACGCCAUCAGCAGAAGCAUGGCUCCUUCGUCUGUGACCAGCGGCCACAGCCGGCUCCUCUCUGGUGCUUCUUCCAACUGCUUCUUGGAGCCCAAGACUGGCUUGCAGACGAAGACCGGCGCGACCAGUGCCAAGAUGAUGAUCAACGGCUGUUCUUUCAGAAGCAAUGUCUCAGGGAGCACCAAUGCUGCUGCUGCUGUGGCUGCGCUGCUGGUGAUGCUGCUGGCGGCAUCGGCUCUGCCGCUGAGCGUGCGCGCCAGUGAGAACAAGCUGCUGCCCUGCACGUACUCCGGCCUCAAGGGAUACACCUCGUCCUCGUCUCCCUUCAAGGGUUUGCGCCUGCACUGGAAGGUGGUCGGCGGCAAGACAGUCAAAAUCGACCUGCGCGCCUCGCCCGCCCUCAGCAAGGGGUGGUUCGGCGUGGGGUUCUCCACGGACGGCGAGAUGACGGGCGACGCCAUAGUGGUGCCGUCCAAGUCCGCCACUGCGCCCAAGAUCCUCGCGCUCACGGGGGAGAGCGGCUCCUCAGUGGCUGAAAGCACUGACUGGACUCCAGCGAAGAUGUCUAUAAAGAGGACGGGCCGUGGGGCUUCCCUCAAGUUUGAGCGCACUGCAAGCGAUGGCAGCAUUGUCACCAUCAACCCCAAGGGCAAGAACAUCCUCAUGUUUGCGUACAAGACCACGGCUUGGGACACUAACGAGGAGCAUGAUAAGGACGCGCACGUCAUGGUUGACUUCGCCUGCAACCCCUGCAAGCGCCCCCUUGGCUUCCUCUUCUGCCGGGGCUGACUUGCCCCCAUGGGGUGCAGUCCGUGUCUCAAAGAUUUAUCCGCCUCGGAAAUAGACUUCUGCUGGGCCUGACGCUCCUGGCGGUCUGUCUGUCAGAUCCAGGCUUAGAUUAAGCGGGGUAGAAGAGGGGGUGGGAGGAGGGGGGAGCUGCUGCUGGGAACGUUUCUUGGCUUUUGUUAGAGGCUCAUUGCUUAGCUUUGGUGUACUGUACUACCUGCCUAUGAUCUCCAUUCCGGGUGUGCGAUGUGGUACAGUGUGGUGGGUGGGCUGUUUAGUUCCUACCUAUGCAUCAAUCUCUCUAUUGAAAGGUCUCUG
Closterium sp. NIES-67 is the source of this 2500-nucleotide messenger RNA. Lineage: Eukaryota; Viridiplantae; Streptophyta; Zygnematophyceae; Desmidiales; Closteriaceae. The record is from the annotation of a GenBank genome assembly.